This is a messenger RNA of Heterostelium album PN500, 1158 nucleotides long. Its product is annotated as ankyrin repeat domain-containing protein. The coding region runs from base 1 to 1158 and encodes 385 amino acids. Lineage: Eukaryota; Evosea; Eumycetozoa; Acytosteliales; Acytosteliaceae. The record is from RefSeq and is a predicted model, not a curated record. The transcript has a single exon. Gene Ontology annotation, molecular function: protein binding.
AUGUCAAUAAAUAAUUUAACAAAUACAUUAUUUUCAAAAGUAUUUAAUAAUACUGUUAUUAGAAAUGAAAUAUUUCAAAAAGUUUAUUCAGUAAAUAAACAGUGGGCUGUAUAUCCAAGACCAACCAAGGUGCACAGAUAUAAUCAAUUGCUAGUGACACCAAAAGCUUUGAUUGGUAAUGACUAUCUUGAUUUAUUGAUUCAGUACCACCAGAAGCAAGGCUUCACUCCCGAUGCAAAUGAGAUUGCACAGUGUUUUGUGUGGGCUGUCUCUUAUCAAAGACUUGGAAUAUUGCAAUAUCUUUGUGGUUGGGUUUCAAAGGGAAUUGAUGAAGAGAUCAGAGAGAUUUUGUUGGAAUGUCGUCUGAUGAGUACGGCAGCGGGUCAAUCCAAUAUCGAGAUGUUGGAAUGGAUGUAUCAGAACAAUGCUUUGGAGAUAUUCCAGUGCUCAUCGGUUGAUUAUAGAAUGUUACCGGGUCUUCCAAAUGGUUUCAACACAAUGAAAUGGAUUCGUAGCAAUCUUCAUCUGGAACUGGAGGAAAGUGUUGUGGGUUCUGCUGCCGGCUCAGGUAAUCUCGAGGUGCUGUCUUGGGUGCUUGAAAACUACGAGGGAGAACAACCAAUUGAUUGGGCAGAAGUGGCUACAAGUGUUGUAAUAGGUGAGCAUGUACACAUACUCGAAUGGAUCAACCAACAUCACAGACCUUCCGACGAACAAUUGGCAAACGUCAGAAUUUUAGUCUAUAACAUGUGUGGAAAUAAACGUAGUGAUACAAUCGAUUGGAUUCAUAAGAAUUGGACAGCUGUCAAUUUCAAUCAUAACUACGACUAUGUGGCAAAGGAUGGAUCGUUAGAGUUGAUUCGUUGGAUUCACGAGAAUCUGUCAGAAACAAACACAAAGCCAGUAUUCACAGUGGAUGCAAUGACCAAUGCAGCCCAAUACAACAGUUUGGAAGUUUGCGAGUUCUUACUUAACAACCGAACUGAAGGAUGCAAUGGUUGGACUGUACACAACGCAGCUAUCAAUGGAAGAAAAGCUAUAGUCGACUUAAUCUUGUCCAAAGGAUUCGACAGAGUUGGAUUGUUUAGCUUUACCGUCGAAGAAACCCAAAGAAGAGGUUAUCCAGAGAUUGCUGAUUUAUUAAAAGCAUAUCUUUAA